AUGAUACCACCACAAACCGAAAUAAUUUUAGAGGGGAAAUUGGCCAAACAUGCCAAAAGCAGAAUAGGUAUGAUAGAGCCACGUUCUAGCAGCAAUAAUGCUGUUAGACAGGGGUUUAGUAUAGCGUGUGUUGUCGUAAAACCUGACAACAGAAUUGUGCCUUUGCGUGUUCUCAACGCGUCUAAUAGCCCGAUCGAAUUGACUGCUGGUGAGAAUUUAGCAGAUUUUUGUCCUUUGAUUGAAUCGUGCCUGUCUCAACCCAACAUUUGCGGGGCGGUUGGGAAUAAAAUAACCCCACAGGUUAUUUCAGAUAAAAUAGAGUCUAUUGUUGACCCAUCAUUACAAGGGGAAGAUAGGGGCAAGUUAAGAAAUUUGCUACUUGAGUUUUCAGAUGUUUUUGACGAAAGUUUAGGGCACACCAACAUCUUGACACAUGAAAUUAACACAGGAAAUAGCACGCCAAUUAAGCAACAUCCUCGCCGCAUUCCUUUUGCCCACCAUGAAGAAUCUGAGCGACAGAUCAAUGAAAUGUUAGAGAAAGGCAUAAUUCGUGAGUCAACAAGUCCUUGGUCUAGUCCCAUCAUUUUAGUUAAGAAGAAAGAUGGCGAAAUGCGCUUUUGUGUUGACUACAGAAAGCUAAACUCUGUCACUGUUGGCCAUGCGCACCCUUUGCCUUGCAUUGAUGAUAUAUUAGAUUCAUUAGGAAACUCGCACUAUUUUUCCACAUUAGAUCUAAAAAGCGCCUACUGGCAAAUUUCUGUUGAGGAAAAAGACCGUCAUAAAACUGCUUUUGUCACUCAGCGCGGUUUGUUUGAAUUUAACCGAAUGCCUUUCGGCCUUGUUAACGCGCCAACUAUGUUUCAAAGAGCCAUGGAUCUUGUGUUAAGUGGCCUUUCCUACGUAAUCUGCUUGUGCUAUUUAGAUGAUGUUAUUGUGUUUGGCCGUGAUUUUAAUGAACAUUAUAAUAGGCUGAAAACAGUUCUAGAGAGAUUGCGCUCACAUAAUCUUUUCUUCUAUUGCAAUGCCAUUACUACAGUUGACGCAAAAAGUGGCGCAAUUUAA
Paramuricea clavata is the source of this 1062-nucleotide messenger RNA. The record is from the annotation of a GenBank genome assembly. Lineage: Eukaryota; Metazoa; Cnidaria; Anthozoa; Malacalcyonacea; Plexauridae.